CUGUGAUACGGUAACAUCCGGGUAAUGUAUGCGGAAAUAAAUAUGGCUACAGAAGCUUUACGAGCAGAAAAUCCAGAUUCCAUAGAGGCUCUCAGCCGUGAAGCCGAAUCAUUAAAGGCACGACUUUCUGAAGAGAAAGCUAAGCUAAAUGAUCUUGACUAUUGUGUUAUCGGCCAACGUUUGGAAAGUUUACAAAACUUUAAUAUUAAACCAAGAAGAACUUUAAAAGGACACCAAGGAAAAGUAUUAUGCAUGGACUGGUCAUCUGACAAAAGACACAUAGUUAGCUCAUCCCAAGAUGGAAAAAUGUUAAUCUGGGAUGCUUUUACCACAAAUAAAGAACAUGCUAUAACAAUGCCUACCACCUGGGUUAUGGCCUGUUCAUAUGGGCCAUCUGGAAAUGUGGUCGCUUGUGGUGGUCUAGAUAACAAGUGUACUCUGUAUCCACUGAGUAUGGAAGAAGAUCCAGCAACAAAGAAAAAAGCUGUAGCCACACACACCAGUUAUUUGUCUUGCUGUUCUUUUACCAGCUCAGAUCAUCAGAUCUUGACCGGAAGUGGUGAUAGUACUUGUGCAUUAUGGGAUGUAGAAAAUGCCCAGCUGAUUCAAAGUUUCCAUGGACAUGCUGGAGAUGUAAUGAGUAUUGACUUAUCUCCUACUGAAACUGGAAAUAUAUUUGUUUCAGGGGGUUGUGAUAAAGUAGCCAUGGUAUGGGAUAUGAGAACAGGAGACUGUGUCCAAGUCUUUGAUGGGCACGAGUCUGAUAUAAACAGUGUCAAAUUCUAUCCCAGUGGAGAUGCUUUUGCUACAGGCUCUGAUGAUGCCACAUGCCGUCUGUUUGACCUCAGAGCAGAUAGAGAAGUAAAUUGUUAUAAGAAAGACAGUAUUAUUUUUGGUUGCAAUGCUGUGGAUUUUUCAGUCAGCGGGCGAGUUCUGUUUGGGGGCUACAAUGACUAUACAGUCAAUGUAUGGGAUGCUCUCAAGGGGACAAGAAUCACCAUCUUAUACUGUCAUGACAAUCGAGUUAGCUGUUUGGGUGUGUCUCCUGAUGGUACAUCUUUAUGUACAGGGAGCUGGGAUUAUACAUUAAGGGUUUGGGCAUAAAUUUUGAACACACUAGCCGCUUUGCAUGAACAUUUUUAUCAUCACCAACAACCUUUGGUUGAAUUCCAAGUAUAGCCUGGAUCUCAAUGUUCUUUUGGUUAAUCUGAAUAAAACAAAACAACAAAAGUCAUCUGGAAAAAAAUUGACCAAAACUUUAAAAGCAUGAAAAAUUAGCCUUUUUUUUUUGUGUAUGUAUCAAAUGUAUUUAUACAACCUCACUAUUUCUAGUCAUAUAUAACUCUGCCAGAAGCACUUUUUUUUAUUUUUUAACUGCUGCAACUGGGUCUUUAUAGAGUGUGACAAACCUGGUUUAUCAGGUUGAUGCUGUGAUAAAUGCUAGUUUUGGACCAGUAUUUUAAACUUCCCCCACACAUUAUCUUUUUAACUUGUGUAUAGUCUAAAGCACUGUGUAUCUGAACAUAUUAUUGAAGUUCUGUUCAGGACUCGCACUAGUCAUUAUGUUACUGUUCAUCAGAACUAAUUAUUUUUGUAUUUAUUUCUAGCACUAUGUGUAAUAUACUGUACAGUUGGUUAUUUUAAACUGAAUAUAUUUUUUUCGAGAUCUGUAUUAUAUAGGUGCUGUUGGCCAUUAUUUAUCAAUUCCUGUUUGUGUAUUAUAUAGGCAUACAUUUUUAUUCAUUUGUUUUUCUUGUGAUGCUUUGUAGUCGCAACAUUUGACAGUUUUAUGUUUACAUAUCCCAUUGAUCUAGUCAGAAAAAUAAAAGUCACAUAGUUAAGAAUGAAAUGAGGAAUAUGUAUUACCGAAGAAGCUGAUAUGAUCAAAGCUAAAUGUUCAAGUUGGUCAUGUUUGAAUCUCUGUGAGAAUGUGAACCUAUCAAACAUAAUUUAUCAGAUCAGAUAAACAUAUUGUUUGUUGUAUAUCUGGAUUCAGACCCCUCUGCAUCAAAUGACCUAGUGUCAGCUUGUACCAAGGAAAUAGCACAUAUCAAAUUUGAGUUUUUAAAUCUGUAGCCGAAUCAAAUAUAAAAUAAAUACGAAAAAAAUAAGAUAACAAUCUUUUAACUAAAAGCUUUAAUUAGGUUAUUUUUGUUUUUUUGUUUGUUUGUUUGUUUUUUUGUUUAUUUUUUUUUUAUAGAUUAGUGUGUUAAUUGUUAAUACAAAUAGAAUAUAAGGCUAGUGUUUACUUUAAGAUGACUAUGAAUAAAAUUGAUUAGAUCUAAUGGCUAUCAGCCUUUUGUUAUACCAGACACAUUUAGAGCUUUGUAGAUUCAGAAGCCACCAUUUUACAUUUUAACUACAGAUUUUCAGCAUUCAACAACUAUCUAAAAUUAAAGAUAUUUGCAUAUGAAGGACAGUAUUGAAGCUGUAUAAAUAUUUCUAUUUCUUAUGACUAUAAUAAAAGUUUUCUAUUGUUGAUACCUACUCCCCCUUUCCACAAACAAAACUAUUUUAUUGUUUUUCACAUUUUACAAAAGCAGAUAUAUUUUAUGUCCAGUAGCAAAAAAAAAUAUGGUUUCUAUUGAUCAGUACUAUAUGUGAAAUUGUAUGCAUCAAUUACUAAGUUUACUAUUGUUUUUGGUAAUGACUUUUCACAUGAUGAUAAUUUUGUGUAUCAGUAUUUGUGAGGACAGUACUCAGUUCACUUUACUUUAAUUACAUAAUGAUUUUAUAGAUAAUUGCUUGGUUUAGAUUUAAGGUUUGAACACUUGAGAUACAAUUGAAGCUGUUUUAUAUUUGAAUCUUUACAGUUGAAGCUCUUAUAUUUGAAUCUUUACAUUAUUUUGUAUUGUUGGUUCUUGCUUUCACUGAAGCGACUAUCAACAAAUGUGUUCAAGUUGAAUGUGAGAAUCAAAUUAGUAUUUAUUAAAUAUUAAGCUGUGAACUAUUUCUUUUUAAAUGGAGCUUAUAUUAUUUCUAGUUUUUUUUUAUUAGAUUCAUUAUUUCAUUUGGGUUUAUAUGUGUAAGUCCGUAGAUUUUGUUAAGUAUGUAUUUGAUAUAAGUCAUAUAAAUUUUUCAAAUAUCUGACAGAAUAAAAAGUCACACAUUUUAGAGCUACUGUUUCGUUUGUCAGUAUUUUAUAGCAAUGUCUGUGAAACAUUUUUUUUGGGUUUGGGUUUAUUGCCAGUAUUAAAAGCAAGUGGUGAGAUAGUUUAAAUAUCAGUAUAAAUAUUGCCAGAUGUUAUCUAAGACUUUGUUUAAAUUUUUUUAAUUAUUAAAAAAAAAAGUUAAGUUACUGUAUGAAAGCAAAUGUUGAUAUAUUUUUGUGUGCCAUUUUUUUUUUUUUAGAUGUUUCUUUAGUUUGACAGUUAAUCCACAGUCUAUUUUUCUAUUGUUAUUUUUAGAAGUCUUUUUUUUUUAAUUGUUAUAACAGUGUUUCUACCCAUAUAAUUACAUAUUACUAUAUUUUAGCUAUUGAAUUUUACAUUAAGUUUUGGUAUCUUUAAGUCAAUCUACUUGUAUUGUGAAACAUAGAGUAUCAUUUUUAGUGACAUCCUAUUAUCUAGGCAUUUAGUACAUACUUCAGAAAACAAAAGUUUUUUAAAACUAGAUUCACCCAACUUGAGGAUACACAUUUUAUGAUAAGCAAUGCAUUAAUCCACUAUCCACUGUAAUUAAUUCUUUAGUUUUUUAAGAAGCAAGAACUUAAUAAUGAGAAAAGAACUUUUUGUUCUUUCUCUAAAGAACUUGCAGAUCUCCAGCACAUAUUUGUGAGUUUCACUUUUAGUUUUAUUUGUCCAAUUGUCUGAACUAGUUCAUAGGUAAUUCAACAAAUCUUUGGCACUGUGGAAAUUGUAAUUAUGUGAACGAAAAAUGUAGCAAAUAAAUAAAUGAAAUAACAAGA
This is a messenger RNA of Biomphalaria glabrata, 3907 nucleotides long. Its product is annotated as guanine nucleotide-binding protein subunit beta-5-like. The record is from RefSeq and is a predicted model, not a curated record. Gene Ontology annotation, cellular component: heterotrimeric G-protein complex; cytoplasm. Bases 25 to 1104 code for a protein of 359 amino acids. Gene Ontology annotation, molecular function: signaling receptor complex adaptor activity; protein binding. Lineage: Eukaryota; Metazoa; Mollusca; Gastropoda; Planorbidae. Gene Ontology annotation, biological process: G protein-coupled dopamine receptor signaling pathway; G protein-coupled receptor signaling pathway. The transcript is spliced from 9 exons.